Molecule: messenger RNA, 1301 nt
Organism: Aplysia californica (California sea hare)
Lineage: Eukaryota; Metazoa; Mollusca; Gastropoda; Aplysiida; Aplysiidae
Product: c-Myc-binding protein
Exons: 5
Coding region: 183-497 (104 amino acids)
Biological process (GO): regulation of DNA-templated transcription
Cellular component (GO): nucleus
Molecular function (GO): transcription coactivator activity
Source: RefSeq, a predicted model, not a curated record
UAUCGAGAUCAACUCCCUGGCAACCCGUGCUUUGCUACAAACCUCGAUUUUGACUGCUGGAAAGAUCUCUGACCGAAGACAAAAGCGAGGAAUACGCUUACAGAUCUGUUUUAGUGAUUUAUCAAUCUGCUUCAUAACUUUACGGGACUCCAUACUUGGAUUUUUUCGAUCUACCUUGAAAAAUGACUUCGUACAGGGCUGCUGAUUCCAAGAGGGAAGAAUUCAGAAAGUAUUUGGAAAAGGCUGGAGUUUUGGACACGCUCACUAAAGUUUUGGUCGUACUGUACGAGGAACCUGAGAAACCCAACAAUGCUCUAGAUUUUCUCAAACAGCAUCUAAAUGUGUCAGGCCCUGAAGCAGCUGAUGUGGAGAGUUUAAAACUUGAAGUAACAGAGCUCAGGCAGAAAUGUGAACAGUUGCAGGAGGAGAAUAGUGAGCUAAAAGCAAAGAUUCAACAGUUGGAGCCCCCAGCGGAGCCAGAAGUGCCUGAAAACUAGCGUUACUGCAAAGACAGCAAAUCAUGUACAUAAAUUGUAAAGAUGCCUUCAUUUGUGUCUUUUCAGUGCAGUCCCUUCAUAGCAACAUUCUGUGACGCUUCAUCAGCCAUCUCAUUGUUUUCUGGUUUUGUUUUCAUCCGUCUCAUCUCCUGUGACCUGUUCUGUUGAUAAACUGGUUUGUUUUGUUUCUAAACCCAAAGAAUCUGUCAUGGAAAGCUGUUUCAAAGCUUUCAAAAUCAAGCCAACAGCUGUAAUUUUGUCCAUCAUUUAAGCAAACUGCUGGCACAUCCACUUUUGAUGACAAGGGCAUCAAAGCUUUGAUCGCUGUCAGUGCUGUCUAUGUCUUUUGAUUCGGGCUAGUGAUUUGCUCCAAUUUCAUCUUUGAGCAGAAACUUGUAGCAUUAUCCCUGCCUUUGAACAAAAUCAAGAAUGGCUGUGAUAAAGGGUUUUGCAUUUUUCAGUAAGGGAAAAAAAUUGUCUUCACCUUGUGAACUCUUGUGUGACGUAAUAUCUAGGCCAACCUAUUUUCAGGGUACUGUGUAGGGACCACUUCAGCUGCGAAAUAUUCCAUCCUCAUCGAGAGAAUGAUUUUUAAGUAUGUUUGUCACUAUCUGUUCUGAAAGCAGCUGUGGAAAUGAAACUAAUUCUUUGUUUUAUAUAGAAUGUUUGAUGGUAGUAAUUCCAACCAUAAAGUACCAAGGUGUUAGUUCUUUGAAAACUGACGAAAAGUUUUAAUGUGUGCAAAUGUCCAUUGUUUAUGUGAAAUUUAUGCCUCGGAGAUCAAUUAAAAAUAUAAAACGAGUA